Molecule: messenger RNA, 2886 nt
Organism: Opisthorchis viverrini
Lineage: Eukaryota; Metazoa; Platyhelminthes; Trematoda; Opisthorchiida; Opisthorchiidae
Exons: 1
Coding region: 1-2886 (961 amino acids)
Biological process (GO): homophilic cell-cell adhesion
Cellular component (GO): plasma membrane
Molecular function (GO): calcium ion binding
Source: RefSeq, a predicted model, not a curated record
AUGUGGAAAAUUCCCAUAUUUGUUCUGCUCAUCCACAUUUGUCGGUGUGAGGAGAAGUCCAGUUUACAUAUUAAUAUUGAGUUGGAAGAAGAACUACCUAGAACUACCAUAGUGGCUGAAAUGGACAAACUAAUUGCUCAUCAGCUGACUCAUGUUCACAGACAACUUGAAGAAGGGGCUCAAAUAGCUCAAAUGACUGUGCAAUUCCUGGAGCCCAAUAACUUAUUCUACUUACAUUCCACUCAAUCAGGUAAGCAACUUUUGCGAGUUAAAACGCGUGUGGAUCGUGAAGCUGACUGUGUGGAUUCAAGCAUAUGCUGUCAGGCUAAGGCUAGUUUCCGGACAUCAGCCCCAGGGGUUGAUUCAACCAUUUCGACAACUACGGAAUCUGGGUCAUGUACACUUGUUUUACUAUUUUUGACAGAACUAACAUUGAAAACGUCAUCGGAUUUUUACACCAGACAACAGUUGGUUCAACUGAAUAUCUAUCUUUUGGAUGUGAAUGAUAACGCUCCCAGCUGGCAGACGCAUUCUUCGGUCUCCGUGAGCCUUCAAAAUUUAAACGAAUCUCAAGCAGUUCGCAACAGAUUACUACCUACGGCUCCGGCUAUUCCUAGGCUGGACUUGAGUGUGCCCGAACACACUGCAAUUGGGACCAGAAUUUCCCUUCCCUCUGCUGUUGAUCCAGAUGCCAGUCCAGAAAAUACAACUUCCUCCUAUGGUAUCGAGACUCAAAGUAUGCCUGACGCUUUUGUGCUAGACUGGGACAGGACAAUGACCGGGCUUACAUCUCCGGAUAACCCGGCAUCCAGUUUGUGGCUCGUGGUUAACAGAGAUCUCAGUCAUGAUGAGCAAUCGGAACACCAUGUAAUUGUCUACGCUUCAGACGCUGGAAGACCAAAACCACUGACUGGAUAUUUGUUGAUUAACAUCUCCGUAACCGAUAUUAAUGAUCAUCCACCCAAAUUUUUGAAGCGAUCAGAUAUGGUUUCUGUUCGAGAACACACAACGGUGGGAACGAGCAUCUAUCAACCCACAGUCCACGAUGCUGAUCCUUCGGACAGAUUGCGCCUAACUUUUGGUUUCCGUCCAUCAACCUCGAGUGUGUCCCGGCAGCGAUUUCAUGUUGAUCCUAGGAAGGGGGAGAUUUCAAUUCAUGGUGUGGUCGACUAUGAACAGUCACACUUUCAUCAACUUUUUAUCUUCGUUUCCGAUGGCAAAUGGACAGAUGAAAUGGAACUAGAUGUGCAUGUUAUCAAUAUAAACGAUCACGCCCCGGAAAUUCAGUUGCAUUCGCAUCUGGUCACGGGGUUACCGGAUCUCAUGGACUACCAUGCCAAUGUACCUUAUGCGCAAUUAACAGUUUUGGUCCUUGAGAAUGGACCGAAUGACCAACUGAUUGCAACAAUGACUGUGACGGACAAGGAUUCGACUGCCGAAUUACGCGCCCGAAACUUCAUCACUAUGGGAAAACAGAAGGAAGUUCUGCUAUCAGAACCUUACGUUCAGCGGACAGUAGAUCCUCUGGUAAAUAUCCUACAGCCAGUUUGUUCAAUUAGCAACCAACAAUUUAAGAUAGAGCCUCUUGUAGUCGAUGGAGUAAAACAAAUGGAGGAGAAAUUCCGGUUUAAAAUAUCGCUAGCGGGAAAAUCGUUGGAUAGAGAGAAACAACCACGUGUGGUGGUAAAAAUUAUCUGUCAUGAUCAAUACGACCAUCAACAAUCGAUUGUCCAACAAACGGCGCCCGAAUUUAGAAGCUACGUUCAUCAACAGAGUGGACAGAUUCGCACAGCUACUGCACUACUGAGGAUAAUUGUCUCUGAUGAAAAUGAUUCCAAACCUCAGUUUCUUGGGCCUUUGACUGCACAACUGUCAGAGGAUGCACCAGUUGAUACACUUGUUGCUAGACUCAAGGCUACUGAUGAAGAUGACCCCCAUACGAGUGCAGGUAACCUAGGACUACGUUUUCAGCUUAUCCAGCCAUCGAGGUAUAUUCCAUCAAAGAAGACUGAAAAAGAUGAAGAAAACAAUAAACCAACAGAUAUCGGUAAAGUUAACGGACUUGAGCUCCCUCCCGAACCAUGGUUCAAUUUAAACUCUGUGACUGGGGAACUAAAAGUAUUGGUAAAGUUUGACCGCGAGCAAGUCAGAUCAAUUUUAUUGACAGUAGAGAUACGUGACGGUGGGAAUACGGACCAAUCAAUGCUGCCCACAGAGAACACCCGGAUGAAAAUCAAUAACCACUCAACAAUUAACCGAAUAAAUGCAACCGUGACAAUUGACAUCAAGGAUGCAAAUGAUUGUACACCGAAAUUCUCUCAACAGCUUUAUGAAUUUAACAUAACUGAGGACGCCGUUCCACCAAUGCAUGUUGGCAGACUGGACGUGACAGACUGUGAUGUGGAUGAUACCAACAGUCAAAUAACCUACUGGCUGCAGACGGGCGCUGAGGCUAUGAGUAUCACCCAGUCGCCCCAAGAGCUUAUUUACAAGCAAUCACACUCAGAUGCAAACAUACAUUCCUGGUUUUCGGUUUCCAAAUCCGGUGACCUCUUUUUACGUACCCCACAAACUUCAAUCUAUUCAGCUGGGACCCUCAGUAGCGGAGCAUUCACCCCUUUGGACAGAGAACGAAAUGAACUGAUUGUGAUGGACGUAUUUGCUCGAGACGCAGGUUCUCCGUCACUCACAGGGUCCGCCCAGCUAUUAAUAAGGGUGCUUGACGUAAACGAUCAUGCACCGGAAUGGGAAUUUCCAAAGCCACUUAAUCGGAUGGUAAACCUGUCCUUGGACACAGCGAUUGGCAGUCGCGUUGCACAGGUCAGCCUAAUUUUUAUUUUGUCAAGUUCAGUUGUCCUGUAUUCUGCUUACGUAGAUCAGAAUUAA